AUGGCCAAUUUUGCCGAAGAGCUCUGGCACAGCAUUUUCACCCCGGGAACGUCGCCGCAAUUGGUUUUCGCCACUCACGUUUCGUUUUUGUUACUGGCGUGCUGUCUGGGUUGGUUGAUCUACUGCACCAAAAAUGUGCAUUUUGUUGCGUUACUGGUAAUUGCAGUCCUACUUUGGGCUACUGUGACGUGGUUUAUCGCCGAGUUACAGUAUGCUAAGUUGAAGGACAAUGAAGAGCUGUCACGCGAGGCCGGAGCUAAAGGCAAAAAAGCUGAAACUGAACCACAGCCUCUCAAGGACACGGAUUCGAUUCAAAAGAAACCGCAGGGUAAAACUACGGCCACCAAGAGUGCCAACAAGACUACCAAGUCUAGAAAAGUUUGA
This is a messenger RNA of Lachancea sp. 'fantastica', 384 nucleotides long. Lineage: Eukaryota; Fungi; Ascomycota; Saccharomycetes; Saccharomycetales; Saccharomycetaceae. The record is from the annotation of a GenBank genome assembly.